AAGCAAGGCACCUUCUGACUUCUGUGAGCCUGCUGGUAGCAACUUGGCCUUUUCUAUGGUUAUAAUUAUAAUCAAUCAACCUGGUCGUUUUUUCGUUCGGGGGCAUCACAAGAGAAGGAUCUCUUGUUGCCACUUCACCGAUCUCUUCUUGUUCUUGAUCGAGAACCCAGGUCUUGCUCUUGAUUGAUCUGCGUACUGCGGAGGUUGCCACGAGAGUGAAAACUCACAAUGGGCAACACACAGCCGAGAAAUGCUGCGGUGACAUCGGAGAAGAUCACACUUAACCCCACAUUUGAUGAUGGAACAAACAACUGGGCUGGAAGAGGAUGCAAGAUUGUCGUCCGCGACUCUAUGGCCGAUGGGAAGAUCGUCCCGAUGACUGGGAACUACUUUGCUUGUGCAACAGAGAGGACAGGGACUUGGAACGGGAUUCAGCAGGAGAUCACCGGGAGAGUUCAGAGAAAGGCUGCGUUUGAAGCUUCCGCUGUGGUUCGGAUUUAUGGCAGCAAUGUCAGAAGAAGCGAUGUUAGAAUAUCGCUGUGGACCCAAACAGCCGAUUCCCGUGAACAAUACACAAGCGUAGCACACAUGCAGGUCACUGAUAAGGACUGGACACAGCUGCAAGGGAAGUUCUUGCUGAAUAAUUCCCCAUCGAAAGUUAUCGUCUUCAUCGAAGGUCCACCAGCAGGAACCGAUAUUCUCGUUAACAGUUUCAUUGUGAAGCACGCCGAGAAGAUUCCUCCUUCACCUCCUCCCGUUAUUGACAAUCCUGCUUUCAGAGUAAAUAUAAUCGAGAAUAGCAGCCUAAGCAAUGGGAUUAAUGGGUGGUCCACUCUUGGAAACUGCACAUUAAGGGUAAAAGACGGGUCUCCAAAUAUCCUUCCUCCGACAGCGAGAGACUCUCUCUGGCCGAAGGACCCUCUGAGUGGCAGAUACAUACUGGCGGCGAAUCGCACAAAGACAUGGAUGGGCCCUGCUCAGACGAUCACCGACAAGAUCAAGCUCUUCUUGACUUACCAAGUGUCUGCUUGGGUUCGGAUAGGUUCCACUGCAAAUGGACCUCAAAAUGUUAAUGUCAGUCUCAAUGUGGAUGACAAGUGGGUGAUGGCAGGGCAAGUCGAGGCUAAUGAUGACAGGUGGUAUGAGUUCAGCGGAUCGUUUAGGAUCGAGAAGCAGCCUUCAAAGGUUAUGAUUAGUAUACAAGGUCCCGCUCCAGGAGUCGACUUGAUGAUUGGAGGGCUUCAGAUCUUUGCUGUAGAUCGAAAGGCAAGGUUUAAACAUCUGAGGACGCAAACAGAUAAGAUUCGAAAGCGUGAUGUUGUGCUCAAGUUCUUGGGGUCAGGGUCAGGGACCAGCAUCUUGCCUGGCAGCGUCGUGAUAGUUAAACAGACCAAGAAUAGCUUCCCCAUCGGAUCGUGCAUGUUAAGAACAAAUAUCGACAACGAAGACUUUGUUGAUUUCUUCACGAAGAAUUUCAACUGGGCGGUCUUUGGGAACGAGCUCAAGUGGUACUGCACUGAGCCACAGCAGGGGAACUUCAACUAUCGAGAUGCUGAUGAGAUGCUGGACCUGUGCCAAGCCCACAACAUCGAGGCUCGAGGCCACUGCAUCUUUUGGGAGGUCGAGAGCACAGUUCAGUCGUGGGUUCGCUCCCUGAGCAAUGCAGACCUAUCGGCGGCAGUUCAGAACCGAUUAUCGGGCCUCCUGUCUCACUACAAGGGGAAGUUCAAGCACUAUGAUGUGAACAACGAGAUGCUGCACGGGUCAUUCUACCAGGACCAGUUAGGGGAAGAUAUCCGGUCAUAUAUGUUCAAGACCGCCCACCAGUUGGACCCUGCACCAAUCCUCUUCGUGAAUGACUACCACAUCGAGGACGGGUCCGAGUCGAGAUCCUCUGCAGAAAGGUACAUUGAGCAGAUCAUCGGUCUUCAGGAACAGGGUGCACCAGUAGGAGGAAUCGGGAUUCAGGGCCACAUCGAGAGCCCAGUGGGGCCCAUUGUCUGCUCCGCCCUUGACAAGUUGGGCAUCCUCGGCCUCCCGAUAUGGUUCACUGAGCUCGAUGUGUCCUCGAUGAAUGAGCACGUGAGGGCGGACGACUUGGAAGUGAUGCUCCGUGAAGCCUAUGCACAUCCUGCAGUGGAAGGGGUGAUGCUGUGGGGAUUCUGGGAGCUGUUUAUGAGCCGAGAAAAUGCUUAUCUGAUCAAUGCGGAAGGCGAAAUUAACGGGGCCGGGAAGCGGUUCCUCGAUCUUAAGAAGGAGUGGUUGUCUCAUGCCAACGGGCACAUCGAUGAACAGGGAGAGUUCAAGUUUAGAGGCUAUCAUGGCUCCUAUGACGUCCGUAUUGUUAUCGCCGGGCAGAUCAUAACGAAGAGCAUUGUUGUCGACAAGGGCGACUCGCCGCUGGUCAUCUCCAUAGAUCUGUAACAUGUUAAUUCAAGUUUAUGUAUGUUUUAUUUCUUCGUUGUAGUGAAAGGAAUGCUAACGGCAAAAUGAAUAAAACCUUCUGUUAAUAUA
Molecule: messenger RNA, 2514 nt
Organism: Punica granatum (pomegranate)
Lineage: Eukaryota; Viridiplantae; Streptophyta; Magnoliopsida; Myrtales; Lythraceae
Source: RefSeq, a predicted model, not a curated record